AUGCUCCAACCUCGCCCAUUCUUCCACUCCUCUCUACGCACUCUCACUAUCCUCCCACCUGUCCGCCGACAACGCCUCCUUCGCCACAUCAGUACCACCACCGCACAACCCCACCCCCAACCCUCCACCGCAUCGCGGUGGACCCGCCGCCUGCUCUAUGCCGGGCUAUUUGGCAGCCUAGGCGUGUACGCGGGGACGCGCCUGACGGGCGAUGGGUGGCUGCCCCUGACUCCGGGAUCUGUCGCCGACCAGCAGGAGCUGCAGCGCCUGCAGGAAAUGUUCGACGUCGGCAUUCCCAUUGUCCAGGAGCUUCGAAGGGACCCGGAUUAUGUUGAGACGCAUGCCUACAUGAACUAUGACGAUGAGACUCGGCCACAUCGGCUGACAUCGGGUCCAAUGGCUGGAAGUCGGGGUUUGGGGAUACAGAAAAUCUUCUGGAACGACAAGACCAAAAACCUCAUCAGCGUGAUCUACCUCGGUUGCGGGAUAGAAGGCUGGCCACGAGUCAUCCACGGUGGCGCGCUGGGCACCGUGAUCGAUGAGGGUCUAGGGCGUGCGGCCAUCCGCCAUUUCCCGGCGCGGACGGGCGUCACGGCCAACCUCGACAUCCACUACCGGGCGCCUGUCUUCUCGGGGAACUUCUAUACCUUGCACAGCAGGGUCGACCCGACCAGAAGCACGGACCGCAAGGCGUUUGCCACCUGUGAGGUGCGCGAUCUAGGUGGGAGGGUGUGUGUUGAGGCGAGUGGGAUCUUUGUUGUGCCGAAGCGGUUGCAGUUGGAGCGGAUUGGCGAGGAGUAUUGA
Molecule: messenger RNA, 804 nt
Organism: Penicillium lagena
Lineage: Eukaryota; Fungi; Ascomycota; Eurotiomycetes; Eurotiales; Aspergillaceae
Product: PaaI family thioesterase
Exons: 2
Coding region: 1-804 (267 amino acids)
Source: RefSeq, a predicted model, not a curated record